Molecule: messenger RNA, 2801 nt
Organism: Oncorhynchus keta (chum salmon)
Lineage: Eukaryota; Metazoa; Chordata; Actinopteri; Salmoniformes; Salmonidae
Product: tyrosinase-like
Exons: 5
Coding region: 184-1812 (542 amino acids)
Biological process (GO): melanin biosynthetic process; pigmentation
Molecular function (GO): tyrosinase activity
Source: RefSeq, a predicted model, not a curated record
GUGUGGGAGGAGAAGUCAAGUAAGAGCCGCGGGGACUCUGACAUGGCUGUACUACUAGGCACAUGUGUUUCCCCUUCUCUCACUUCUACUUACCAACUCCUCUCUCCAUUACUAUCAAGACACAUCACCGGGCUGGUGUGUGUGACAGGACCGGACGAGACGGGACGGGUGUGAUGUAUUGCGAUGCGGCUCCUUCUCAUCCACGGUGUGUUUUUCCUCCAGUGUUUGCGGUUCUCCCAGCAGCAGUUUCCAAGGCUCUGCGCCACAACGGAGGCCCUGCUCUCUAAAGAGUGCUGCCCGGUCUGGGAAGGGGAUGGUUCGGCCUGCGGGGCCAGCUCUGGCAGGGGGUUCUGCCGGGACGUGGAGGUAUCGGAUCUCCCCAACGGGCUGAAUUACCCCUUCUCCGGCUUGGACGACAGAGAGAGGUGGCCUCUGGUAUUUUAUAACCGGACCUGCCAGUGCGCCUCCAACUACAUGGGGUUCAACUGCGGAGAGUGCCAGUUCGGACUGUUUGGGGCUAACUGCGAGGAGACGAGAGAGUCCGUGCGGCGGAACGUGUUUCACCUGUCGGCAGCGGAACGGCGGAAACUCAUCUCUUACCUCAACCUGGCCAAGCACACCGUUAGCCAGGAUUAUGUCAUAGCCACCGGGACCUACCGGGAGAUGAAUAACGGGAGCACACCGCUGUUCUCUGACGUCUCGACCUAUGACGUGUUUGUGUGGAUGCACUACUAUGUCUCCAGGAAUGCUCUUCUCGGUGGACCGGGGAAUGUCUGGACCGAUGUGGACUUCGCCCACUGGGCUCCCGCCUUUCUGCCGUGGCACCGUGUGUACCUGCUGCACUGGGAGCGCGAGAUCCGAAAACUGACCGGGGACUUUGAGUUCUCCAUCCCGUACUGGGACUGGCGAGACGCGCAGGGCUGUGACAUCUGCACCGAAGACCUGAUGGGCGCCCAGAGCCCGCGAGAUCCCAACCUCAUCAGCCCUGCUUCAGUGUUCUCUUCUUGGAGGGUGAUGUGUUCACGGGCGGAAGACUACAGUGUGAGGGGGGUUCUGUGUGACGGUAACGACGAGGGGCCGUUGCUUCGUAACCCUGGCAACCACGACCAUAACUUGGUUGCGCGGUUGCCGACGGCAGCAGAGGUGGAGUUCACGGUCAGUCUCCGUGACUACGACACGGGAGCCAUGGACCGCUCCGCUAACUUCAGCUUCAGAAACACACUAGAAGGUUUUGGGAACCCUCAGACAGGCCUGGGUAACAGUAGGGUGAUGGGGAUGCACGCCUCUCUUCAUAUCUUCAUGAACGGCUCAAUGUCUUCAGUCCAGGGGUCAGCUAACGACCCUAUUUUCCUACUGCACCACGCCUACGUAGACAGUAUCUAUGAGCAGUGGUUGAGGAGACAUGCUCCAGAGCAGACCCACUACCCAGAGUUCAAUGCUCCCAUUGGCCACAAUAGGCAGUACCACAUGGUGCCAUUCAUACCUCUACACAGAAACAUAGAAUACUUUACCUCCAGCAAAGAACUGGGGUACCAAUACUCCUACAUGCUCAACUCAGAUCAGAGGAUAUCGGAGGUUCUCAGUCCUUACCUGGAGCUAAUGAUGGAGGCGUGGCCCUGGUUGCUAGGGGCGUUGGCCCUGGGGGCGCUGGUUACCAUGACUGUGGCUGCAGUAGCUGCUACUAUGACCCGGAUGUGUUGGGAUGCGUGGCCAUGGCAACUCGGGGAAAAGAGUUCAGCGUUCCACCUACCAGAGAGGGAACCUCUCAUCAUCAGCAGUGAUAGUGAUACCCCCAACUACCACACUGUUUAGUCCCAACUACCACACUGUUUAGCCCCAUUUACCCCAACUACCACACUGUUUAGUCCCAACUACCACACUGUUUAGUCCCAACUACCCCACUGUUUAGUCCCAACUACCACACUGUUUAGUCCCAACUACCACACUGUUUAGCCCCAUUUACCCCAACUACCACACUGUUUAGCCCCAUUUACCCCAACUACCACACUGUUUAGCCCCAACUACCACACUGUUUAGCCCAAUGAGCAAUGAGAGUGUGCGACUCUCUUUGUUUUUCUAGCUUCCAGUUUAUUCUCCAUUAGUCAGCACCUCAACACUAAAUAAUGUACUCUGGGGGUGCUCCAGCUCAUACUUUUUAUUGGACUAUGUAAGGAGUUGUGCCAUGAACAUAUUUUAUAGUUAUAUUUUACAGUGCUAUGUCAACUCACACUGCCUUUGACUUUAGUAGGAAUAUAGAGUAAUGAAAUAUUGAAAAAGGAGUAUUGCAUUGGACGGCUCAUAAUGAUGGCUGGAACGGAGCAAAUGGAAUGGCAUCAAACAUUAGGAGACCAUGUGUUUGUAUUUGAUACCAUUCCACCAAUUCCACUCCAGCCAUUACCACAAGCCCAUUCACUCCAAUUAAGGUGCCACCAACCUCCUGUGGUAAACAUAAACAAUAAAAAGGCACCCUUUUACAGUAGAUGUGCUUGAUUUACAUCGGAUUGUGCAUUCUUGGGUCAUUCAGUUGGCUCCAAAGCGGGAUCUCUGUCUACCGGCACACCGCCCGAGCUCAACCAAGCGCACCAAUUGAUUGACAAGCACACGAAUCAGGAGGAGCAUGGGUGCGUCACUUGCAUCACCAGCAACGAGAUGUGUUCUGGCACAUGUGGAAUGUUAGGUUUAGAUUCCUCCCCAGUUAGUCUAAAAAGCGUGUAAGAGUUCAUGGAGUCUCUCUCUCUCAAAAGGUCAUAACUAUGUUAAAUGAUUAUGAUAUUAAUAAAGAAAAAAGGCAAAAACAAUAA